Molecule: messenger RNA, 555 nt
Organism: Prorocentrum cordatum
Lineage: Eukaryota; Dinophyceae; Prorocentrales; Prorocentraceae
Source: the annotation of a GenBank genome assembly
GCAAACGUCAACAGCACCAUGGCGGCCUUCACUAAAUUGAUGGAGUUCUUGGACUUGCCAGAUGAUGCGGAGAUCCCCACCGAGGUCAUGGCGGUCUGUGAUUCCAUCUACGUUUCGGUUCGAGGAUUCGGCGCCCUCGUGAACAUCCAGGUUGGCAUCGAUACGGAGUUCGACUUCGUGAAGGACGCGAUGGCGUUACGCAAGGCUGCUGAGAAGACAGUCGCGCAGUCGGUGCUGCACGAUGUUGGGACUACUCUGAACAGGAACCCGUUCCUGAGCGACAAGAUGGACAUCUGCAAGGGCACACGAUGGGCGCUCUCCGACUUCACCGAGCAGUCCAACUUCGGCGCGAUCAUCAAUUGUGUAACGGAUGUGCCCGGCUGGAACAACCUGUACUCGGGGGUGCUUCCCUCGUGCGUGUGCGCUGGCCUGGACGAGAUGACCCGCCAUGAGACGAAGCUGCUCUACGACAUGCUUACCAAUGCCGCUAAGGGCAACGAUGAAGAAGGCGAGUCCCCUGACGUCCGUACGUCGGCGCAGACGCUCUACCAUUAG